AUGAAGGAGCAUGAGCUGUUUCGGGCCAUGUCGGCCGAUGCUCUAGAAGCCUGCAUGGAUGUGCCUUGCGAGUUUCCAGUCGUGUCACAUGACAGGGCAUCGGGAGCCGAAGCAGCUUCAGUCGAAUGCAGCGUGAUCGGGAGUGCGCGGGGUGAGGAAGAUCAAGAUCCACUCAUGGAGGCGUGCAUCCAGCUGAUGUCCCAGAUGCAGGCCACACGUCCUGAACUCCUGCGCGGGAUCAGGGUGUUCCGAGUCGUUCAAAGUGCCCCACGCCACUAUAUGCGAGGACGUCUCAAUCAUCUCUAUGCGUUCAGCGAGGCAACACAUGAGCUUGAUGAGUUUUGGUCCCACAGCUGGCAGGCAGGGAUGUGGAGCAAAUACGCAAGCAUUCUCUUCCUGAACAAUGGCUUGGCGGCAUUCGUAGUGGGCACACUUUGCGCCAUUCUUCCCUUUUGCCUGCGUGCAUCUGGCUUACUUUCCUUUGGGAACUUGUGCGUGCCUUGCGGGACCCUGGGCUACUACUUGACGUUGCUGCUGUGGCCGCAGAGGAAGGUGGUUUUCCUGGAUGCUGCUUGCAUACACCAGGCCGAUGAGGCGCUCAAAGCAGAGGGCCUCCUUAACAUGGGAGCGAUUCUGAAGCGCUCGAAGUCUCUGGUGGUGCUUUGGGAUCAGACGUACGUGUCGAGACUGUGGUGUAUGUUCGAGAUGGCUGCUUUCCUGAAGAGCCGCCAGCCCGUUGAGAACGAGCGGCAGCACAGUCUGGAAAUUUGCCCUGUUUUUGUCUGCCCGGCCCUCCUGAUCGGCAAUUUGGGCGCCAGCGUCACGGUGAUGGUUUUCAAGUCGUCGCUCGUGCCACCGGUGCCAUGGGGUUUGGCGCUCAUCGGCUGUCUUGCAUUCCCAAGCAUGACACUGCUGGCAUACGUAAUUCUCAUGCACUCUCGCAGCAUCGACGCCAUGCAAGCCCAAGUCCGCACCUUCGCCAUCGAGGCUUCUUCUAGCACCUGCUGCGAGAAAGGGCAUACAGAUCCCCGGGGUUUGCCACUUCUGUGCGAUCGAAACAUCAUUCUUCGCUGUAUCACCACAUGGUUCGGGUCGACCGAGAACUUCGAGUCCACCGUGCGCACCACGCUCCUGACGGUACUGGUUCACCAGCUGUCGAAUUGCGUCUUCUCGUAUUGGCGCAUUGUGCUGGCGACCUGCCCAAUUGCUUGGUUUUUCAUGGACUGGUGUGCAGAGUGGCCCUACGACGCACCCAAAUUUCUGUGCAAAGCUGGGGCCUACUGGCUGUUUCUUCUGCCAAGCUCAUCUUUGAUCAUGCUCCGGCUGACUUAUAUGACACGCCGCCUUUGUGAGGGCUUCUUGGCGCUUCUGGUGCUCUCCAUGUGUCUGGUCUUAUGCUGGGUGCCCGUUUUCGGUUCCUUCAUGGUGCUGAGUGAGCGCAUUCUUCCCGCACUUUUGGGGGACGAACUCUCACCCUUACUGCUGUCAUUCGUGAUGGGCAUUCUCAACCUCUUUUUAUGGCGGUGCUUGCCCGUAGUGCGGUCGUCCCAUGUGCCUUCGACCGGUGGCAUGGAAAGCGCGGAUGACGCUGCCACCUUCGAUGGCACUGAUGACGCCGACCUGACGGACAUGCUCAAUGACAGCGAAGCUGAGACUGAUGAGGCGGUCGACGAGACUCCCGAGGCUGAGCCAGCCACAGGUUCAGAGAAGCCCUCCGCCGACGGAAGAUCGGCAUCCAAGUGGUCCUUGAAGGACUUGAAAGAGCACUUUGAUGUGGAGGGCAUCGACUAUGACGCCAUGAUGGCUCAGAUCAAGGACACCAUCAUCAAAACCUUGAUCGCUGCGGAGACACCCAUUGUCAGCGCCUGGCACAACGGCGCCAACUACCGCGGCGCCAACCGAGCCUGGCGUCCUGUGGGUCCCAACCAGACGUGUUUCGAGCUCUUUGGCUUCGAUAUCCUGGUUGACGAGACUCUCCGCCCGUGGCUGCUCGAGGUCAACACAUGCCCUUCGCUUUCUUCGUCAUCGCCGCUGGACAAGCGGCUGAAAACACAGCUUGUCGCAGACAUGCUGACGCUUGUGGGUCUCUCACCUGGCCGGGAGGAGUGUGUGGGAUGCCGCUCCACGUCACGCCCGGGCACGGGCGAGCAACGGGCCCGCUUCCUUCGCUCCCACACAGCAGAUGGCCUGGCGUCGGAUGCCAUUCGCUUGCGUGACCUCGGAGAGGCGGAGUGGUCCACGAUCAUGGACGCGCAUGAUGAGUACCUGCGCCGCGGCUCCUUUGACCGUAUCUAUCCCUGCGAGGCAGCAGAGGAGUACCAGGAGCUCUUCCGAACCCCGCGGUAUGCCAACUGCAUCUUGGCAAAAUGGCUGCAUGAAGGAGGCGAAAGAUGCUUCCUGCCUGGUUGCGAAGAUCUGCGACCGAAAUGGUUAGCUGGGCAACUCUUCACCGCAGCUUGCUGA
Messenger RNA from Symbiodinium natans, 2463 nucleotides. The record is from the annotation of a GenBank genome assembly. Lineage: Eukaryota; Dinophyceae; Suessiales; Symbiodiniaceae.